AUGAGUAACCCAAGACCCGAUAGCCCCGUCUUUGAGUUCGGCGAUGACGGCGGAAGGCCUAAAGUCAAUAAAUAUGUCACUACGAGCAAAUUCCGAGUUGAUGACAGCGUAUAUGUUGUAGAAGGCACGGCACGAGAUGGCCCAUACAAGAUUGAGAAAGUCCCGUAUGCCGGCAAACACACGUUAUGCUACGACAAUGGGCAGCCUGCGAAGAAUGGAGCCGAGUUUGCGGAAGAGAGCCUCGUGGCCGCCUGA
Messenger RNA from Annulohypoxylon truncatum, 255 nucleotides. RefSeq lists its product as uncharacterized. NCBI's taxonomy places the organism in Eukaryota, Fungi, Ascomycota, Sordariomycetes, Xylariales, Hypoxylaceae. The transcript has 3 exons. The record is from RefSeq and is a predicted model, not a curated record. The coding region runs from base 1 to 255 and encodes 84 amino acids.